Messenger RNA from Chondrus crispus (carragheen), 1539 nucleotides. RefSeq lists its product as hypothetical. Gene Ontology annotation, biological process: transmembrane transport. Gene Ontology annotation, molecular function: transmembrane transporter activity. The transcript has a single exon. The record is from RefSeq and is a predicted model, not a curated record. Bases 1 to 1539 code for a protein of 512 amino acids. Lineage: Eukaryota; Rhodophyta; Florideophyceae; Gigartinales; Gigartinaceae.
AUGGACAUCCACACUCGUGCCCCAGAUUCGCCGUCACCCACCUCGCCAAGCCCUGCCUUUCUUGCAUCUACAACCCCCUCCUCGAGCGACCUAACUACCCGCCGCUGGUACGUCCAGGUCCCAGCAUGCUGUCUACUUCAAAUCACCUUCGGCCUCUUCUACGCCUCAGGCGUCUUCAUUGCAGAGAUUGACAGCCCUUUGUUCACUUUUUCCAUCGGUGUCGCCGGUUUUUCCAUUGCCGUCGGAAUCACUUUCUUCGGUGUCCUCAUGAACAGACUCAUCCCCACUUCCCACUCCGUUCUCGCCCCGGUGUAUAUCGCCGUUAUUGGCGCCUUGGCCUUGUUUGCUCAAGUCCUCAUGCCGCACGCUGUUGCUUCAGACAACUCUGUUUUGCUUCUCGCCUCCGCCGUUGCCGUCGGUCUGGGAUCUGGCGCAAUCUAUCUCGCGUCGGUCGAUGUUUUACAGUCUUGGGUACCGGAAGCACCAGGCGUCAUUAUGGGCAUAGGAAUGCUGUGCGGCGGAGUUGGUUCCUUGAUUGGAAUUCGCGUUGAUAUUGUAUUGACACAACUCCUAGGCGGUCCCCUCCCGGCAUUGGGUGUCUCCGGUGCUAUUGCGGGCGUGGUUGCUCUUGCCUCCGCAGUACUAGUACGUCGGCCCCCACCAGACUGGACUCCUACGUCCAGCGUGACUGCGAGUGGUGCGCCUGUCAUGGAUGAGGAAUGUGGGACAGUGAGUUUGCAUUCUGACAGCGAACUUGCAGCUUUGCUGCCCCUGUCGACGUUGGAGCUUAUGCGAAAUUGCCCUCAGCUCACGGUUAAAGACAUCCUCACGGAUCGAUCGUUUUACUUGCUCUUGGUCGCGUUUGCAGCUACAGUUGGGCCCGGCUUUGGCUUUGUGCUUGCUUUUCAGAAAAUGGCAUACACUCUGUUUGGAGUCUCCAUGGCAGAGGCGAAUCGGCUUUACUUUUCGGUCACUUUUGCCGGUGUUGCAGGAAGGUUGGUUACUGGCUGGACUGUGGACAAGCUUCAGAGUUUGGACUCGAGAGAUGAGGAUUCCUUGUACGGUGCAAGGAAAACAAAUAUGAUAUUGCUAGUUGGCCAAACCAUCGCGCUGCUUGCAAUUCCAGUAUCAAUACACAAUGGCCAUGUCGGAGCAUUCACGGUCGCCUCUGCAGCGGUGUACGUCACGUUCAGUGGGGGCGUCGUUGUGGCGGCCUGCAUGGUGCGCGGUAUUUACAUGCCAAGAAACGCUAGUUUGGGGUUUUCUCUUGUGGCUGUCAGCAUCGGGUUUGGCGACGUAUUCUUUUCAUGGAUCGUGGCUUGGUGCGGAGACCUAUCGGAUGUUGAAAAAAGCUAUGCUUCUGCCAUCUCUCCCGGGGUGACUUCAGAGGCCCAUCAAGGAGAUUACAACAUCUUUCUGCUUUUUGGGCUUCUGUGGUCGCUAUGCGGAUUGGCGGCAUCGCUGUGCAUCGAAGUUUCUCCAACAUUAAUGGCCCAUGGCGAUGGCGAGACGGCGUCUGGAUAUGACUCUUGCGAUUGA